This is a messenger RNA of Insectozyma verbasci, 573 nucleotides long. NCBI's taxonomy places the organism in Eukaryota, Fungi, Ascomycota, Pichiomycetes, Serinales, Debaryomycetaceae. The record is from the annotation of a GenBank genome assembly.
AUGGAUGAACAACCAGAAACAACACAAGAGAAUAUCCCAAUAUCAAUUAUAACUCCAUUAAUAUAUGUUGGUGUUACAUUAUCUUUAUUUAUCUUAUUUUCAAUUAUAUAUAGAAGAAAAAGAGUUGAAAAUUUAUCACAUAUGCAACCAAUUUUUAAAACAAAUUAUAAUUCAGAAAUUUAUAAUGAAUUGAAAGCUAAAAAUGAUGAUCCAAGCAUCAAAAAGGAAAAUAAAGUACAUGAAAAAGUAUUAAAAGCUGCAUUAUUAAGAAAAGCUGUGGAAUCAAUUAGAAGAUCAAUGAAAUUAAAAGAAUUUGAAAGUUCAUUUAAUAAAUUAUAUCAAUUAGGCUUAAUAGGAGAUGAUUUUUAUAAACAAUAUGAAAUCCAAAUUAAAUAUCAAGAAUUAGAAAUUAAAGAAAUUGUACAAGAAGUUGAAAGUUAUAAAAAAGGUUGGGUUCAAACAUUUUUCCCGUUAGCUCAAGAAAUUUGUUUUAACGAAGCUUUAAGAAGAAGAUUAAAAGCAACUGAUGAAAGGAGUGAAGUAUUGACUGAAUUAUGGGAUUUAAAAACUUAG